Eruca vesicaria subsp. sativa (arugula) is the source of this 174-nucleotide messenger RNA. Lineage: Eukaryota; Viridiplantae; Streptophyta; Magnoliopsida; Brassicales; Brassicaceae. The record is from the annotation of a GenBank genome assembly.
AUGAAAAAGCUUCUCAAAGUUAUGCUCUUCUUGAUCGUUUAUUUGACGUGCUCAAAGGCAAUGGUACCGUAUCGUGGUUCCGACGUCGACGUGAUUAGGCUAGUUCCUGGAGGUGGAUUGGGAAAGUACGAGAGAACAGAGUCGAAGAAGAAAAUUUAUUCGGGUCGGUUAUGA